This is a messenger RNA of Alnus glutinosa, 1380 nucleotides long. Its product is annotated as protein trichome birefringence-like 19. NCBI's taxonomy places the organism in Eukaryota, Viridiplantae, Streptophyta, Magnoliopsida, Fagales, Betulaceae. Bases 55 to 1338 code for a protein of 427 amino acids. Gene Ontology annotation, cellular component: Golgi apparatus. The transcript is spliced from 2 exons. The record is from RefSeq and is a predicted model, not a curated record. Gene Ontology annotation, molecular function: O-acetyltransferase activity.
AUUUAUCCAAACUCCAUACACAUUAUCUAACCCGUAUAUAUAACUUCAAUACAAAUGUGUCUUUCUCCACCCACCAUCACCAUGAAGUUUCAUGGCGCCGCCGUUGAGCUUCCCAACGGAAAAACCACGUCAACCGACAUCCCCAAACAUGUUUUCCAAGUAGCCGUUGUCUUGAUCUUCCUCACCAUACUCCCUCUUUGCAUAAACAGAAAUAAUCCACGUUCGCCAUUGCCCUCUCCCAAGAUCGAAGACGACCAUGGUUUGAGUUUGAGAAGCAGAGGAUUUGACAAGAAAUGUGAUAUCUUUACUGGAAACUGGAUUCCAUUCCCCGAGGGGCCUUAUUACACAAAUGCAACUUGCAACCUGAUGAUCGAUCAGCAAAACUGCAUGAAGUUCGGGAGACCUGACACGGAGUUCCUGAAAUGGAGGUGGAAACCAGAUGAAUGUGAGCUACCUCUGUUUGAUGCACUUCAGUUCUUGGAGCUUGUCAGAGGGAAGUCCAUUGCCUUUGUUGGAGACUCUGUGGGUCGAAACCAAAUGCAGUCCCUAUUGUGCCUCUUGGCUAGUGCGGUUUAUCCUGAGGAUAUCUCUGAAAAGUAUACAUCAGACAUAAAUUUCAAACGCUGGUUUUAUGCAGACUACAACUUUACAGUAGCAACACUGUGGUCUCCGUUUUUGGUUAAAGCCAGUGACGCAGACCCCAACGGGCACUCCUACAACAGCAUCAUGAACCUGUAUUUAGACAAGGUUGACGAGGCAUGGGCGACACAAGUUACAAAAUUCGACUAUGUAAUCAUCUCAGCAGGACAAUGGUUCUUCCGACCACUAAUGUUCUAUGAAAAUGGUCAGCUUGUCGGGUGUUUCAAGUGCCAGCAAGAGAACGUCACAGACCUUACACACUACUACGGAUACAGAAAGGCCUUUCGAACCGCCUUUAGAAGCCUCAAAGAUUACAAGGGGGUGACAAUUUUGAGGACAUUUUCUCCGGCACACUUUGAGAAUGGGGACUGGAAUAAAGGAGGGAAUUGUGUGAGGACAAGGCCGUUUAGCAAGGAGGGAUUGAAGGUAGACCAAUAUGUUUGGGAGAUGUACUUCACUCAAAUGGAGGAGCAAAGGGCAGCAGCAAAGGAAGGGAGGAAGAGGGGUUUGCAAUUUGGUUUGUUGGAUACAACUGAAGCGAUGUUGCUGCGGCCAGAUGGGCAUCCAAACCAUUACGGCCACUCGCCACAAAGGAAUGUGACUCUAGCCGACUGUGUCCACUGGUGCUUGCCAGGUCCUAUUGACACAUGGAAUGAAUUUUUGCUUUAUAACUUGAAGGGGGGACAGAAAAAUGCUUAGGACUUCACUUAUAUAUAUAUAUACAAACACACACACACACUA